Hermetia illucens (black soldier fly) is the source of this 855-nucleotide messenger RNA. RefSeq names its product adult cuticle protein 1-like. Lineage: Eukaryota; Metazoa; Arthropoda; Insecta; Diptera; Stratiomyidae. Bases 414 to 758 code for a protein of 114 amino acids. The record is from RefSeq and is a predicted model, not a curated record. The transcript has 2 exons.
AAACUAGUUGCCAACAGCUUUUCACAGUUUGAUCAAUUUCGCUUUCGAUGUAAUCAGACAACCUGUGAGCAUUAUUCGAUUAUGCACCCUCAGGGCAUGUAAGCAACACUUGAAAUGCAUUACGCUGGUUCGUUACAAAGUGCGUUAUGGAAGCAGUGGCCAGGCUUCCGUGUUGGCGGACUUAGAUUAUGUAUUUGGAUCAAUUUUUGUAAAUAGUGCGUAACCUUGAAUAAUGGGCUCGCUGAGAGGUGAAAAUAUGACCCAGUCGGAUGAGCAAGUAAUCCUGUUUCUAACAGUUUUUAUUGUAUAUAAAACCGAAGACCAUCCCAACAGACAUCACAAAUCACCUUGCAUUCAGCAAAUUAACAAUCGUUUCCAUUUUUAAUUUGUGCAAUAUUCCAAAUAAUCUCAACAUGAAGUUCGUUAUUGCCGUAGUCAUGUUAUCCCUCGCUCUUGGAGCACAAUCAGGACUUCUGCGUCUUCCGUACUUGGCUUCACCUCUGCCGUACACCGUUGUCAGUGGUCCUCGCUGGGUGGCUGCCCCCGAAAGGUCCAUCGCUGUUCAUGCCUCUCUACACCCUGUCCCCAUCGUUUCAACUUAUGCUGCUCCUGUCGUCACUACCUAUCAUUCAGUACCCAUUCCUGCUCAAGGAGAUUAUAUAGCAAAAACACGAGGAUCACUCCACGUUGCUCCAUUGCCAGGACAUAUCAACUCAGUUAGAUCGAUCAACUUGGAACCUGCACCAGGAACUCUAUAAACGAUUGGAAAGGAUAAAAUUAGUCCUGGGACCAAACAGUUAAUUUUUUGAGCACUGAUUGUUGGGUGCUAUGAAAUAAAGAAUAAAUAAUGCUACA